This is a messenger RNA of Pieris napi, 2175 nucleotides long. It is a transcript of the gene Pdp, whose product is annotated as pyruvate dehydrogenase [acetyl-transferring]-phosphatase 1, mitochondrial. Gene Ontology annotation, molecular function: protein serine/threonine phosphatase activity; cation binding. The transcript is spliced from 4 exons. The record is from RefSeq and is a predicted model, not a curated record. Gene Ontology annotation, biological process: protein dephosphorylation. Bases 369 to 1862 code for a protein of 497 amino acids. Lineage: Eukaryota; Metazoa; Arthropoda; Insecta; Lepidoptera; Pieridae.
ACAGUAAAUUAAAUGGACAGUCCCCUACUAUAUCUGUGGUUUCAGCUUUUCGCCUGCGCAUAGCCCAUAGCCCAUAGGUCACUUAGUAAAAAAACACACUGAAAAAAUUAAAAACUUCCAAUGUCAAAAUUUCUACAAAAAUAAAAUAAACAUUGAGUAGAAAGAAUACCUUCACAAAUUUAGUCAGUUAUCGAAUAUCUUAUAUUUUGGUCCAAAUAAAAAAGCAAAGUCGCCUGUUUCAGUUUAGCCUAGCCAGAAAACUUAUUAAUUACCAUCAUUCUAUACAUUUAUUUUUAAAAACUUGUAUUGUUAUAUUAUAAUUUUUUUGUGUUGCAUAAUAUGGCCCGGUAAACCAGUCAAUCAUUAUUAUGAAUUAUUCGAAUAUUUGUAUUAUACUGAACGGUUGCAUGAAACUAGACCGCGGCUUAUGGCAAACAGUUUUCUUUAAAAACGGUCAGUGUUACAAACAAGGUAUAUUUAGGAGUUCUGUACGUUGCCUUCGUAGUUACCAAUGUCUUAGACAAGCUCAUGAGGAUGGUGUUACGGUGCUUCCAUCUCCGCAGGAGGUUACAGCAACACUGCGAAAAAAUGAAUAUAACAAAGAAUUCAUAUAUGGUACUAUAAAAUCCUAUGACUCGAAUCAAUUGGCUUCUAAUCAUCCUAUUGAAGACACUAGAAGUGAGGCUCAAUGUAUUUUCACUCCAGGGUUUUUAAUGGGAGUCUUUGAUGGACACGGAGGCCCGGCUUGUGCUCAGGUUUUAUCUAAACGGAUGCUAAAUUAUAUUGCUGCAAGUCUAUUAUCUGCACAUGAUUUAGAGAAAGUUAAAAAACAGGAGGUCAUGGAUAAUUUGAUAGAAACAUUCAAUGAUAAGGCAGAUAUAGUUCAAGACCUAAAAAUGAUAUAUGAAAAGAGUUUUCGGAAAUAUUUAGAUGAUCUGACAAAACUACACGAAGAAGGUGAUGUUGAUGUUCAAACUCGUUUAGAAAAGAGUGUACUUCAUCUAGAUGAUGACUUAUCAAAGGAAGUCUUAGACCCAUACUCAACAGAUGGAUUUAUCAAUCAUAAAACAUUAUCUGUUGCCUUGUCAGGUGCCGUUGCCUGCAUUGCCUAUAUUGAUGGACCUCAUUUAUAUGUAGCUAAUAUUGGUGACUGCAAUGCUGUCUUAGGGACUAUGACUGAAGAAAAUGAAUGGAUCUCAAAGAAGAUAACCAAAGAGCACAAUUCAGAAAAUAUAGAUGAACUAAAAAGGAUAUGGAAUGAACAUCCAGAAAAUGAGAGAAAUACAAUUAUCAGACGUGAUAGACUCUUAGGUGAAUUAGCACCAUUAAGGAGUUUGGGUGACUUUAGAUAUAAAUGGUCAGCUGACAUGUUAGAAAAGCUUGCUGUUCCUUUAAUAGGUCAAAGAGCAAUCCCCGCAAACUAUCACACACCUCCAUAUUUAACUGCAAAGCCUGAUGUCUUCUAUCACAGACUGACUCCAAAGGACAAGUUCUUAAUUAUUGCAUCAGAUGGAAUCUGGGAUAUGAUGACACCGCUCCAAUCUGUGAAAUUAGUUGGUGAACACAUGAAAGGAAAAGUGUUUUUCAAUCCUCUUAAAUUGCCAAAAAAGAACAUUCAGUUGGGUGAUAUAAAUGAGUUAUUAUUGCAUAGAAAAGAAAGUUUAAAAAGUAAACCAAAAGAUAGGAACGCAGCAACCCAUUUAAUAAGGCAUGCAAUCGGUGGUACUGAAUACGGUGUUGAUCACUCAAGACUGGCUCAUUUACUCAGCUUGUCACCAGAUGUCAGUAGAAUGUUCCGAGAUGAUAUGACUGUUACAGUUAUUUACUUUGACUCAGAGUAUCUUCGACAGUGCCCGGCUUAAGUGAUGAUUUUUGUGCCUAUUUUAAUUUAUUGUGCUGCAAGUGUUAUCCUUUAUAGAAUUCAAUAUUUCAUGUUUCAAAUGUUUGCUCAUUGUAUAUCAGAACUUAUACAUUGUUUAUUGUGUGAGUUGUAAAUGUAAAAUGUUUUGUCUUUUAUAAUGUAACACCUUUUUUUAAUGAGUACUCACCUACAAGUUUCUUUACUAUAUUAUAGACACCUAAACUAAUGUUUGGCCUAACUUCACAGACUUCUUUAACAUAUUUUAGCUGUAUAACCUACGCCUAUGCUAGAAUAUUUACAUUCUAAAAAUGCCU